GACCCCCCCACAGUGGAAAGACGGCCCUGGCGGCGAAGAUUGCAGAGGACUCGCAGUUCCCCUUCAUUAAGAUCUGCUCUCCGGACAAGAUGAUUGGACACUCAGAGAUCUCCAAGUGCCAGGCAAUCAAAAAGGUCUUUGACGACGCCUACAAGUCUCAGCUCAGCUGCGUGGUGGUGGACGACAUCGAGCGUCUGCUGGACUACGUCCCCAUCGGGCCUCGUUUCUCCAACCUGGUGCUCCAGGCUCUGCUGGUGCUGCUGAAGAAAGCUCCGCCAAAGGGUCGGAAGCUGCUCAUCAUCGGCACCACCAGCAGGAAGGACGUCCUGCAGGAGAUGGAGAUGUUGGACGCCUUCAGCACCACCAUCCACAUCCCCAACAUCUCUACUGGAGAGCAGCUAGUCGACGCUUUAGAGCUGCUGGGGAGCUUCACAGAUAAAGAGCGCGCCAGCAUCGCGCAGCAGCUCAAAGGGAAGCGAGUCUGGAUCGGCAUCAAAAAGCUGCUGGUGCUCAUCGAGAUGUCGCUGCAGAUGGACCAGGACUACAGAGUGUCCAAGUUCCUGUCUCUGCUCAGAGACGAGGGGGCGCUGAACGAAGGCGAUCAAAUCCGAAUUUAAGCAGUCGGUCUCUCUGGCUGAGCUCCGGUAAGAUCAACAGCAGAACCACCAGACUAGAGCCGCUAGUUAAAUGUGCUAAACCUGUA
Plectropomus leopardus (leopard coralgrouper) is the source of this 703-nucleotide messenger RNA. The record is from RefSeq and is a predicted model, not a curated record. NCBI's taxonomy places the organism in Eukaryota, Metazoa, Chordata, Actinopteri, Perciformes, Serranidae.